Molecule: messenger RNA, 1668 nt
Organism: Aspergillus melleus
Lineage: Eukaryota; Fungi; Ascomycota; Eurotiomycetes; Eurotiales; Aspergillaceae
Product: H3 histone acetyltransferase RTT109
Exons: 1
Coding region: 1-1668 (555 amino acids)
Biological process (GO): DNA damage response
Cellular component (GO): nucleus
Molecular function (GO): histone H3K56 acetyltransferase activity
Source: RefSeq, a predicted model, not a curated record
AUGUCCAACGUCGACGUUGAUCUGGGAGACCUCUUGGCCAAGGUACUCCCCACCGAUGUGAAGCUCACCAUUCGCCAUGUCUCGUCAGUGCCAACUCGCUGUGUAGCGCUCUUUGCGCCACCCCCGGGCGAGGAGCCCGAGUCCACCUUCUGCGAGAACCACUUCCUGUCCGUCUCCAUCGCCGCCGACGCCAAUGCUGACCAGAACGCGGCCUCCGCGUCGGCAUCGGAGCUCAUCGUCUUCGGCAUCGAGGUCCUAGUCUACAGCACCGCGCACCUCACGACCAUCUUCGUCUCCAAGGCUGACUCGACGGGCCACCUGCACCUUCUCCGGAACGCACCCAAGAUCUCGCUCCUGCGCCGCGUCUCGAACACCUUCCUCUCCUUCCUUGUACAGACCCGCCAGCGCCCGGGCGUCCGCCUCGUCGUGUCACUGUUCGCCCGGGCCCAGAACCAAUACCUCUUCCCCGGGAGCAUCGAGAACGCUGAGAAACACGUGCUCGAUGACCGCGGGCUGAUCAAAUGGUGGUGUCGCGUCGUGGACCCCAUCCUGCGCGAAUACGAGCCCGAGUCGCGCUCCCACGAGAAGGGCCUCCUCGACCGCACCAUGGAAUCCUCGCGCAGCUCGGCCACCGCGUUCCUGAUCGUACCGAGUUGCGACCGCUUCGAGACCCGCAGCUUUUUCCCGCCCAGCGCGAAGACCGACGACGCGGACCGUCCGCGCUGGCUGAACAGCUACCCGCUCCGUCAGCUGUGCGAUAACCCCCAGGCGCCGCCGCGCUGCUUGAUCCCGCGCUUUCCUGAUGACCCGAAGACGCGGUUCUUGGUGGACUUGGAUGACGAGCUUCCCGGGAACAAGGAACGAGAGGCCACCGGGCAGUGGAGGAGCGUGCGCUCCCUCGAGCAGUUCUGGGAGAUGAUGUCCUUCCGACAGGAGUGUUCGGCGGGUCGCUUGGUCGGGUUCCUCUGGUUGGUGAUCAAUCCGCCGGGACUGGUGAACUCGGUGCAAAUGACCAGCUCGAGAUUGGUGCAUCGGCCGACGGAGAAGGAGGUCUCGUCAGAUGCGGUUCCCACUGCUUCAUCCCCGUCCGACAAACCCACCGCGACCACCGAUCAGCCCCCCCAAUCCACCACAACCACACCAUCCUCCGACCUUCCUUCCACGCCACCGAAACCUCUCACGCAGCCCACCGACGCCGACGCAUUCUACUGGCCCGAGUCCGGCCGCGGCCACGCCGUGCUGAGCGAAGAAGACUACAAAACGGCCAUCAACCACCUCCUCGACCAGGACUUCUACAACGAGGAGGUCUCUAUUACCAGCACCAGGGCCUGGAGCGAGAAGGUCGCCUCCGUUGCGGACCAGCUCUGGGUGGGCCGCGAGGUUGUCGGCCGGAAUUCCAAUGGCAAUGCGCCGCUGGCGCCCGUCGUGACGACCACACUCAUGGACAGCGGGCUGGUUCGGAAGCGGAAGAAGCCUGAUCCUGGCAAUACGGAGCCGCUGUCUGGGGAUUCAGCUGCGGAGUCUGGGGCUGCUGAGAGUCCUGCUACAACUGCAAGUGCCGUUGGUACCCCUACCUCGAACCCGUCUCCGGCAGAGGAGCCAGGACAGCAAUCAUCCGGGGUGAAUGUGCUUCAGGCAAAUCUGAUUCGGAAGAAGAAGAAGGCUUAA